This is a messenger RNA of Anopheles stephensi (Asian malaria mosquito), 7088 nucleotides long. It is a transcript of the gene clu, whose product is annotated as clustered mitochondria protein homolog. Gene Ontology annotation, molecular function: mRNA binding; protein binding. The record is from RefSeq and is a predicted model, not a curated record. Gene Ontology annotation, biological process: intracellular distribution of mitochondria. Lineage: Eukaryota; Metazoa; Arthropoda; Insecta; Diptera; Culicidae. Gene Ontology annotation, cellular component: cytoplasm. The transcript has 6 exons. Bases 324 to 4778 code for a protein of 1484 amino acids.
CUGUCUAGCCGUGUGCGCGUGCACCGUGGUGUGUGUGCCUUGCGAUUUCGGAUAACGGACGGAAAAUUUGGACGAGGAAAAGCCGGAUUCGUUCUUUUCAGUGAAAAUUGAAAAACUUCCGGACAUUUCGCUUUGCCACCUUAUCCGUCAACGGGAACCGUGUUCGUGCUCGCGUUGGUGUGUGUGUGUGUGUGUGCAAACGAUUUCCAUCGCCGUAACCCGUGCACCGGACUCGAAAGAGUUCAGGAAGAAGAGUGACUUUCAACUGAAACGUGCGAGCCCAGUCGACGACGAUCCAGGAAGCAGGAACCUGGUUGUGAAAUAUGGCUCUGGAGACGGAAAGUGUAAAAUCGCCGGAAGCCGCUGCCGAAACGGUGUCCUCGCCCGUUUCGGAUGGGAUUGUAGUCGGCGAUUCUGGCGGAAAAAAGAAAGGUUUUGCUAAAAACAAAAAACAGAAUGUCAAAUCAAAAACACCUCCGGUGGGAGGAGAGAACAAGGAAACGAUCGGUAACGGCCACGUGGAACAGAAUGGGCUGAAUGGACAUCUUAGCUCGGAAGAGUCGGAACCGGCGACGGCUACGGUCAACGAUGGAAGUGCAGAUGAGAAAACCGAUGCUGGUGUUGCCGGUGGCGGAGGAGCGUCGGAAACAACGGGCGACGAUGAUGUGAUGAAGCUCAUGCAGGAGACCGGUUUCACGGUGCAGGUGCUUUCGCCGGGUGUAGAACCAUUGUCGAUACAGGUGUCGAGCAUGGAGCUGGCGCAGGAGAUACACCAACUGUUGAUGGACCGCGAAGAUACCUGCCACCGGACGUGCUUUUCGCUGCAGCUCGACGGUCGCACGUUGGAUAAUUUUGCCGAGCUUAAAAACAUCGAAGGACUACAGGAAGGAUCGGUGAUUCGAGUGGUCGAAGAGCCGUACACAAUGCGCGAGGCGCGCAUCCACGUCCGUCACGUGCGCGAUCUGCUGAAAUCGCUCGACCCGGCCGAUGCUUACAACGGUGUCGACUGCAGUUCGCUUACCUUCCUGCACACGAUUACGAUGGGCGAUAUUAUGGAGAAGAAAAAGACACGCCAAGAGAGUGUGGACUGCACCCCGCCCGACUUUAUCAUGCCCGGUGCGAAGGAACGUCCGCUGCUCCCGCUGCAACCGGGAUCGGGCAAAAAGGGCAAUCCACAACCGCUGAAGGUGCUGACGACGUCGGCGUGGAAUCCACCUCCCGGGCCCCGUAAGCUGCACGGUGACUUGAUGUACCUGUACGUGGUGACGAUGGAGGACAAGCGGCUGCACAUUUCGGCCUGUUCGCGUGGAUUCUACGUCAACCAGUCGACGGACGACACAUUCAAUCCGCAACCGGCCAACCCGAGCUACCUCUCACACUCGUUGAUAGAUCUGUUGUCGCAGAUAUCGGCCACCUUCCGACGAUGCUUCACGCAGAUGCAAAAGAAACGCACCCAGCGGCAUCCGUUCGAGCGCGUGGCAACGCCGUACCAGGUGUACACGUGGACGGCUCCCGCCUUGGAGCACACGAUCGAUGCUAUCCGCGCGGAAGACACGUUCUCGUCGAAGCUGGGCUACGAAGAGCAUAUCCCAGGGCAGACGCGCGACUGGAACGAAGAGCUCCAGACGACACGGGAACUGCCGAGGGCAACGCUACCCGAGCGAUUGCUUCGCGAGCGGGCCAUUUUCAAAGUGCACAGCGAUUUCGUUACGGCAGCAACGCGUGGCGCCAUGGCCGUCAUCGAUGGCAACGUAAUGCCGAUCAACCCGGGCGAGGACGCAAAGACGCAGAUGUUCAUUUGGAAUAACAUAUUCUUCUCGCUUGGGUUUGAUGUGCGGGAUCACUACAAGGAGCUGGGUGGAGAUGCGGCUGCCUUCGUCGCACCACGGAACGAUCUGCACGGUGUCCGUGUGUACAGUGCGGUGGAUGUCGAAGGUCUCUACACGCUCGGUACGGUAGUGAUCGAUUACCGUGGCUAUCGCGUUACGGCACAGUCCAUUAUUCCGGGCAUUCUGGAGCGCGAUCAGGACCAAUCGGUCGUGUACGGAUCGAUCGAUUUCGGGAAGACAGUUCUUUCGCACCCGAAGUAUCUGGAGCUGUUGAAUGCUGCCGGCAAGCAUCUGAGAAUUCAGCCACACAGCGUGUACAAUGACAAGCAGGAAGCGAUCGAGCUGUGCUCGUCGGUGGAAUGUAAGGGCAUCAUCGGUAACGAUGGACGGCACUACAUUCUCGAUUUGCUCCGUACGUUCCCACCGGACGUGAACUUCCUUGUGCUGCCGGCCGAGGAGGAAGCAGUUGGCAGCGAUAGUCAAGCGAUGGGCUUCCCGAUCGAACACCGACACAAGCUCUGCUGUCUCCGGCAGGAGUUGCUGGAAGCGUUCGUAGAGAAUCGCUAUCUUAUGUUCAUGAAGCUGGCCGCCGUACAGCUGCAGCAGUGUGUUAAAAAGAAGCAGGUACAAAAGGCAGGUGGUGCGGCACUCAAGACGUCGUCUUCCGAUGAAACAAAAUCGGCAGCAAUUGAAGGAGCGGGCGAGAACGAAAAACCGGAAUCCAACGAUUCGAAGGACAACGCAGCAAAGGAGGUGAAGGAAACGGGCAAGGAAGCGGCAGCGUCGGCGACGACGACGCCAGCUUCGCGUCCAAUACCAAAAGCGGACACAGAAGAUGCGAAGAAGCUGGUGGAAUCGUUAAUUUCAAGCGACCAGAUGAACGAAAGCAAGGAAGUGGUGAAGCGCGUGUGCGAGGCAGUUGGCUCGCUGAAGGAGUACGAAUUUGACAUUCGCUUCAAUCCGGACGUUUAUUCGCCCGGCAUCCGGCACGUGGACGAUGACCCGAAUGCGGCCUGUUCGUUGCGCCGACAGAAGCAGCUGGUGAAGGAUGCGGCCGUGUUUUUGGUGAAGCACCAGAUUCCGAGCUUCGUGCACGAAUGUCUCGACCAUUCGUCGGCACCGAUGGAUGGCGUUACGCUAACCGAGCUGCUGCACAAUCGUGGCAUUAACGUGCGCUACCUCGGCAAGGUGGUGGAUCAGCUGGCCAAGAUAAAGCAGCUCGAGUACCUGCACACGAUCGCCGUGUCGGAGCUGAUUGUACGUGCUGCGAAGCAUAUUUUCACUGCGUACCUGCAGCAAACGGACGUUAUGAGCAUGGCGGCCGCAAUCAGCCAUUUCCUGAACUGCUUCCUAACGGUGUCGACCGGUGGUUACCAGCCCGUCUCGAACGGUAACGGUGGUGAUGUCGAUGGGCAGCUGGCCGAUGAGUUCGGCCCGAAAUCGUCCUUCUCGGGUGGUGGUAAGAAGCAAAGCAAACAGAGCAAACGUGGUGGAAAAGGCAGUGGCGGUGGAAAUGGUGGUGGUGGUGGUGGUGGCAGUCGGAAAACGACAUUUUCGUCACCUUCGGCCGAUAAUAGUGAAUGGCAGUCGCUGACGUCAAAGUCACUGUGGUCACAGAUUCGACAAGAGCUGAAAGCCUACUGGGAUUUCGAGUUGACCGUUGAGCCUUCGAAGGAGGGCAAAACGGCCACUCAAAUUGACUCUAUUGAACCGCUGAUUGGCGCGUUCAAAUUACAGAAGAUUAGUGUGCUGCGUGCUUUCUGCCUGAAGACGGGCGUGCAGAUUAUGUUGCAGGAGUACGCCUUCGAUCAGCGCAAUCGACCAACGUUUACCGAUGCCGACAUUGUGAACGUGUUCCCGGUGGUGAAGCACAUCAAUCCACGUGCCUCAGAUGCGUACAACUUCUACACGACUGGCCAGACAAAGAUUCAGCAGGGUUACCUGCAGGACGGAUACGGACUGAUUAGCGAGGCACUCAACCUGCUGAACAAUGUGUACGGUGCGAUGCAUCCCGAGAAUGCUCAGUGCUUGCGCAUGCUGGCCCGGUUGAGCUACAUCAUGGGUGAUCCACAGGAAGCGCUUGCCAUCCAGCAGCGUGCUGUACUGAUGAGCGAGCGUGUGAAUGGAGUUGAUCAUCCGUAUACUAUUUCGGAAUAUGCCCAUCUUGCAUUGUACUGCUUUGCAAACAGUCAAAUCAGCACCGCACUGAAGCUGCUGUACCGUGCCCGGUAUCUGGCCACAAUCGUGUGUGGUGAAAACCAUCCUGAUAUUGCUCUCAUGGAUAGCAACAUCAGUCUGAUCCUGCAUGCCGUCGGAGAGUACGAACUAUCGCUUCGCUUUUUGGAGCACGCACUGGCACUGAACAUUCGGUACUAUGGCGAAAAGUCUCUUAAGGUGGCCGUCAGCUACCACCUAGUGGCGCGAACGCAAAGCUGCAUGGGUGAUUUCCGAUCGGCACUGAUCAACGAGAAGGAAACGUACGCCAUUUACAAGCAACAGCUCGGCGAAACCCACGAAAAGACUCAAGAAUCUUCCGAAUGUCUACGCCACCUGACGCAGCAAGCGGUUGUGCUGCAGAAGAAGAUGAACUUUGCCAACGGAAAACUACUGAGCACUGGCUUACCGCCGAUCCACAUUCAGCCACCGUCGAUGGGCUCGGUGCUGGACAUGCUAAACGCAAUCAAUGGUAUCAUUUUUGUACAAAUUAGCUCCAAAGAAAUUGCCAACUUCAAGAAUGAAAUUGAAAAGCGCCAAAAGGAGGCCGGCCAAAGCCAACCGCAGCAGUCGGCGCCGGUGCAGGCCAACCAGGAGGAGGUCGAUCGUAUGCUUAUGGAAACGAUGCAAAAAACGGCCGCCGGUAUUCCGUUCGAGGAGCAGGAUGGUGAAAAGCAGGAAAGCGCGACAGCGCCCGAGGAGUCUACCAAGUCGGUUGAUGUGGCCUCGAGUUGAAGCCAUCAGGAGGGUGCGUUAACGCUCGCUGCCACUACACAUGCGGUUUGCGUUGAAUCCUAAGCGAUCGUAAGCAUUAACCCUUGGGUUUUGGGUUGGAUUGUCAGAUAUCACUGCGAUAUGUGCUUAAUGCACAGGGCCGUAAUACCCGCGCGGGAUGAUCUGUAAGGAAUGGACCGUUUUUCCCCCCAACAACAGUGGAUGGUUGUCAGUACACCAACGGAGAAGAAUUAGUGGAGUAGAGUAGUUUCGAGAUUUGAAUACUUUUACUGAUGUUUUUUCUUUUGCGGCCAGGAACACGCGUUUGAUUGAACGUGUGUGUAUCAGAUACUGUGCCUUUUUAAUGGUAAUACUACUACAUCGAAUAGGAACACAAGCAGCCACAAACCCUUUCCAUCUCUUCAUUCUCUCGCCCGGCCUGUAGUUUGUAGAGCAAAUUAGAGUAACUGUUUUUUUUCUCUUCUCUGAGCAGUAGAAGCAGUCCAAUCCGGAUAAAAAAACGCCAAUGGUGUGGAGUUGGACGGUGGUUUGUUUUGCUCUUUUGCGUAGAUUGUAGGUAAAAGCGUUGAGUUUCUUCAACCAUUGUUGUUUAAGUUCGUUUUUCUUUUCUAUUACGCAUAACUCUUAAAAGGCCCUUCAGGAGGAGGAGUUCCGGCUCUUGUUAUGCGGGCAGUGCUAGAUGAACUAGGUUUCUGAGCGCAUAAUUAUCGUAAUUGCUAAAGGGCGUUAUCCGCUAAUUGCUAUCCGAAUGAAUCAACAAUUGCAAUAUUUGUGUAAAGUUUUUUAGCAGGGAAAGGAUUGGUCUGAUUCCGAGUCGAACAACUACUUGCCACGGAACAAACCAAUAGUCUAGUUGAAACGUUGUGUUGAAACCCUACACUACAAACCUCAGUUCCUUGAAAUAUGCUGCACCCUGUGAGUGAUGAAGUGCAUUAAAACAAAUCAGUGCAAUAUGACGCCUUUAACGGUUUUUUGUUUUUGUUUUGAAGUUAUGCAGCACAGUUUCGCGACAGGAGUUCAUACUAAAUUGGUGAUAAAAUGAAAAGCCCGCCAUCAGAAAGUAGUAGUUGAUUAGAAAGAACGUUUUCACACAGCAAGCCAGGCAACGAUGUGUUCCGCUCUAGUCAGCGCCCACUAUGACCAAAAAUAAUAUUCUACGGUUCUACGUUCGGUAGGCCCACGGCAUACCUCUGUGAACCAUUAGAACUUACCAACUGCUGACCUAAAGCAACACAGGCUCUUGUGAUUUGCCCAUUUUCUUUAUGUCUUGCGCUGGCGAUUGUACUCGGUCAGAGAGUGGUCAACCGAAAACCACCCACACACAAUUGUCGCCCUUUAGCCAGCUUAGAUUUGAAGUGCUGCUUGAGUUAAGGUGCUUAUUUUCACCACAAAUAUCCUCAUCAUUAAAAUACGCACACAAUAGUAGCAAUCAUGGUACUUUCUCACUAGCACACAUGGUAUUUGGUUUGCUCUAUGGAUUAUGUUCCGUCUUGUGGCGAGGAGCAGAAAUGGCAGCUGAAAAACACCUCAAUACACAUCACCUAAAGGUAGAAGAAACUUAAUGAAUCACAUCGUAUAAAUUCUCCAAUCAAGCGACUCGUGCACCAUCGUCAUGAGUCAGCGACAAACCAAGCAACCCCCCGACGCAUAUUGUCUGGUAGUCUGGUGCUCUGGUCGUCGAUGUGCAGAGAUGCGCAGAAAAGAGCAAACAAUAGCAAUAAGCAUCAUGUGAUCGUCCUUGUCGCGUGAAACAACAUGAACUUUUAAGCUAGGCUUUUCGUUGCCGAGAUCAAAAUGUAGUAGUACACAAUUUUCUGUUAUUAAAGAUCGAGUGCGGUGGUUUGCAGACCACCCCGCACCCAUUAUUGCCCAAAACGGAAGCCACGUGUAUUAAUAACAAGCUUUGAAAUGAAAUAUCGUAAAAAGACAAUAGAAAAUGCGAAAAGCGUACACGAAAAGUCAGCGUGCAGAGACCCUGAACAAAUGAUGGGGUGCUAUGUUGUGUAUGUACAACGCUUAGCGACAAGCACACACGCCGUGCGGACGACAUAUGCUGCCAAUGAAAGCAAGAAAUUGAAAUGAACAGUCGAAGUAAAAUGUAGCAUUCGUAGCUUAGAUAAGCCUAUUGAACUAUUGCUUGUUUUAGACUCGGAAGAAAUGCCUCGAAAUACUAUACUCGCGUACUUGCGGCUCCAGCAGAUGGGAUGCCGUGAGCCAAAGGGUCAGUUAGCGAAUAUCAUCAAAGGAGGCGAUGGGGUGGUGUCGGAGAGGAGAAUCGAACAAAAAACAAUAAACUUAUCAAAGUAGAGU